CCGAACCCAACUUACCCAAAUUGGCACCACCCUAGCAAGAUACAAUGAUUCAGGUACAUUCAACUGAACACAACCUAGAUUUUGGCUUCUUGGCUGUUGCCUUUUCUGCUUCCUAGUUCUCCAAACGACCAUAACAUCCCUUGAAACAUUGGAGAACAGCCCAAAUUUUGAACCAAAUACCACACCAUUGUUGCAAAGUCUGGCGUUCGGCCAAAUGGAUGCACAAACCGUUUUUUUUCCACGGUCUCUUGAAUGAAGCAUUUCUCGCCAUUCAAUACAAACCGAAGCCAUCCGUUUUUCACUCUCCUCCCCUCAAAUCUCUCAACGAUCAAAGCACUGCAAACAAAAAGAAAAAUAACCAACCAAAAAAAAAAAAAAAAAAAGCUCUCCCCUCUCCUCCAUUCUCACCCAAUCCAUGGCUUAGUCCAAUCCCAAUUCCCAAAAAAGAGCCCUCGCCGGCGUACAGGAAAACUUUGACCCCCCAUCGUUUCCUUGUUUUCCUGUACGCCAUGAAAUCCAUGCACAUUUCCUUGCUCGCUCUCUCCUCCUUCUCCCUCCUCCUCUCUGUUCUUUCCGCCCCGCUUCCGGACACCUACACUCCCACCGACUCCAUCCUCCUGAACUGCGGCUCGUCCGCCGACGGCACCGACGCCGACAACCGGAAAUGGGCCGCCGACAACGGCUCCAAACUCCGCCCCUCCGGCAAUUCCGCCGCGGCGCAGGCCGCAUUCCAGGAUCCGUCCCUCCUGUCCCCGGUCCCUUACAUGACCGCCCGGAUCUUCACAUCGGAGUCCACGUAUAAGUUCGCCGUCUCCGACAAGGACCGCCAUUGGAUUCGCCUCCAUUUCUAUCCAUCCACCUACAACAACCUCAACCCGGAGGAUGCCUACUUCUCCGUCACCGUCUCCGGUGGGAUCACUCUCCUCCGCAACUUCAGCGCGCACGUCACCGCUCAGGCACUGACGCAAGCCUACAUUGUCAAAGAAUUCUCGAUCCCGCCUUCCUCCGAUGGAGCUCUCAGCCUCACCUUCGCACCCUCCGACAAGCACCAGAACUCAUACGCCUUCGUCAACGGAAUCGAGAUCAUUUCGAUGCCCGACAUCUAUUCCGAGCCUGCCGACUUGGUCGGCUUUUCCGAUUCGACCGUGGAUGUCGGCAGAUCCGCGCUCGAAGUGAUGUACAGAUUGAAUGUCGGUGGGCAGUACAUUCCGGCGAGCAAUGAUUCCGGGCUUAGCCGGACUUGGUACGACGACUCGCCGUACAUAUACGGUGCGGGUUUCGGCAUCACCUUCGCCGCUGAAAAGGAUCUCCAGAUCAAGUACCCGUCGGAUGAUUCGAAGUACAUCGCUCCCCUCGAUGUCUACCGGACGGCGAGGUCGAUGGGGGCCGAUAACGCCAUCAACCUGAACUACAAUCUCUCAUGGGUCUUCCAAGUGGAUGGGAACUUCACCUAUGCCGUCAGGCUGCAUUUCUGCGAGCUUCAAUUGGACAAGCCCAAUCAGAGGGUGUUUGAUAUAUUUGUCGACAACCAGACGGCGACUGCCGCCGCCGACGUUCUCGCAUGGACGUCGGAGAAGGGCGUGCCGGUUUACAAGGACUACGCUGUGGCCGUCGCCGGCGGACCUGGGGACAAGCAGCUGUGGGUGGCACUGCAUCCCUCGGUGGCGUCCAAGCCUGAGUACUACGACUCCAUCUUGAACGGCUUGGAGAUUUUCAAAUUGAGCAACGCAGGAAACCUGGCGGGGCCGAAUCCGGAGCCGUCUCCGAUGUCCAGGGCGAAAGGGGAGCAAGAUCGUGAGUUCGGGAAGGACUCAUCGACCAGGACCAAGAUGAUCGGCGGGGCGGCCGGCAGCGCUGCGGCGAUCGGGGUGCUCGCCGCCAUCUGCUUCGCCAUGUAUCAGCGCAAGAAGAGGAUCGACGGGGGCGGCUCUACGGGCGGCUCAGGUUGGUUGCCACUCUACGGAAACUCUCACACAUCGACGAUCUCCGGAAAGAGCUAUGCCUCGAGCCAUCUGUCGACGAUGGCGGCAGGCCUAUGCCGGCAUUUCUCAUUCGCCGAGAUCAAGCAAGCCACCAAGAACUUCGAGGAGUCGCUGGUCAUCGGCGUCGGAGGGUUCGGGAAGGUCUACAAGGGAGUCAUCGACGGGGGGCUGAAAGUGGCGGUCAAAAGAUCGAACCCGUCGUCCGAGCAAGGCGUUCACGAGUUCCAGACCGAGAUCGAGAUGCUUUCGAAGCUCAGGCACAAGCAUCUGGUCUCGCUCAUUGGGUACUGCGAGGACGACGGCGAGAUGAUCCUGGUCUACGACUACAUGGCUCAUGGAACGCUAAGGGAGCACCUGUACAAGAGCGGCAAGCCUCCGCUCUCAUGGCGGCAGAGGCUGGAGAUUUGUAUAGGAUCUGCGAGGGGGCUGCACUACUUGCACACGGGAGCUAAGUAUCCAAUUAUCCACAGGGAUGUGAAGACGACCAACAUUCUUUUAGACGAGAAGUGGGUCGCCAAGGUCUCGGAUUUCGGGCUGUCGAAGACCGGGCCGACGAUGAGUCAGACUCAUGUCAGCACAGUGGUGAAAGGUAGCUUCGGGUACUUGGAUCCUGAGUACUUCAGAAGGCAGCAGCUGACGGAUAAGUCUGAUGUCUACUCCUUUGGAGUGGUUCUCUUUGAGGUCUUAUGUGCGAGGCCAGCACUGAAUCCAAGCCUUCCAAGGGAGCAGGUGAGUCUCGCUGACUGGGCUUUGCACUGCAAGAAGAAGGGAUUUCUCGAGGAUAUUAUUGAUCCAGUUCUUGAAGGAAAGAUAGAUCCAGAAUGCUUGAAGAAGUUUGCAGAUACAGCAGAGAAGUGCCUCUCUGAUCAAGGUGUUGAUAGGCCUACUAUGGGGGAUGUGUUGUGGAAUCUAGAGUUUGCUCUUCAGUUACAAGAACAUUAUGAAGGAGGGAAACCGAUGCCGACCGGAAUCGGUGCAGACUGUAAUUCAGUUACCAGCAGCAGCAGCUUCAAUGGCGGCAGCCAUACUGAAAGCCUUGGUGGAAGGAGCGGAGCGAGCGAUGAAUCUGAUGGCCUAAAUGACAGUGUAGUGUUCUCUCAGCUCAUCAAUCCAACAGGGCGGUAAUAUGUUUCCAUUGUGUUUCUCCCAGCUCAUGAAUCCAGGGGGAUGAUAAGAAUAUGUCUAUAUAAUGCUUGGAUAAAUCAAGAUUUAUCUUCGACCAGUUUAUGUGGAUGAUUUUCCUGGGCGUAUUAGAAAAUCUUUGGUGGUUUGUAUUUUCUUUUUGAUACUUGUCCAUUUUUUUCCUGCACUGUCAGGCUCUUGAAGCUGAUAGCAACACGUAUUUAAUAGUAUAAGCGAAUUCAGACAUUCCCAUCUCAAGUCCUAUUGGCAUCUAUUA
This is a messenger RNA of Phoenix dactylifera (date palm), 3381 nucleotides long. RefSeq names its product receptor-like protein kinase ANXUR1. The record is from RefSeq and is a predicted model, not a curated record. Gene Ontology annotation, molecular function: transmembrane receptor protein tyrosine kinase activity; ATP binding. NCBI's taxonomy places the organism in Eukaryota, Viridiplantae, Streptophyta, Magnoliopsida, Arecales, Arecaceae. Gene Ontology annotation, biological process: protein phosphorylation.